Molecule: messenger RNA, 364 nt
Organism: Seminavis robusta
Lineage: Eukaryota; Bacillariophyta; Bacillariophyceae; Naviculales; Naviculaceae
Source: the annotation of a GenBank genome assembly
AUGGGUCCAAAGAAUGUUGGAUCGGAGGAGAUGUCCAUAACUUCUGAUGCCUCGACCGUUCAAGUGGAUAAUAAUGAUUCCAGGAUUCAUGGAAACAAAGUUGGUACCACCACAGUUAUUGAAAAACCCGUCGUCCCCAAGAAGCAACAGCAACAACAACAACAUCGAUUUGUUAGCAACGAUGUGAUUCCAAACUUUGCCAAGAAUGGAACGGCGUUGACACAAGAAGAGCGAGCCGCCAUUGCCAAGCGUAAAGGGCUGUGUGUCCAGUGCGGUGUCAAGACGCAUACGAUUUCCGUCUUUAAAAAGGCACCUCUCACAAAUGACCAUGUGUACAAGGGUCUUUGUAUCAAAUGCAAUCCCA